UUUAAUUUGCCGAUUUUGCCAGCCUGGCAGAGGUGCCAGGUAUCCUGAUUUUCUAGGAUGUGAUCUUGAUUUUCGAGAUACCGUUCUUAUUUUUGAAUUCUUCUGAUUUUAGUAUAUGAUACUGCCUCAUGCGGGUUGUCAAGAUUUUGAAAAAAUUCUCUUUCACACUAUUCCUGAUUUUGAAAUUUCACAACAUUUCAAACGGGUAGUGACGAAAUCGAUGCAUAGAAAACAUUCGGGACAAUAACAGUGACGUUAAAGAACAAACCACACUACAUCCACCUACAACUAAAAAAGCUGACAAUUUAAAAAAAACGAAUUUGAAAAAUGGGAAACACCUGCUCAAAAAUCAGUAUAAUCAGAAAUUCAAUUAUAUAGGACUAAAAAUCAGAACUACUGGCGCCUCUGGCUUCAGUCUCUCUCUGAUGGUUAGAAAACUUCUUUCUACUGAGUUAUAUUUUUUCUCAGUGAACUUGGUUAACUUGCCCGCGAGCACGCGCCGGUUGUUGACGAAAUGUGCGAAACAAGUUUGUAAAAUUUUUCGUUUUUGAAUUCGGUGUUAAAAAAAAAACAUUUUCGUUAUUUCCUCAUCUACAAUGGACGGAUUUAGUUUGUACAAUAAAGCCUACAGUGAGGCUUUAGAAACCAAUAAGCAAGAAUCCGAGCGUUGGACAAAUUACCGCAAGGAACAUGCAGAUUUGAGGACAAACCUUGAAAUGUACCAACAGCUAACCAAAGUGGACGUUCUAAUCCCACUUGGUUCGAAAGCCUUCAUUCCCGGACAACUAUAUCAUACGGGAGAGUUGUUUGCUAGUCACGGGUGCGGGUAUUUUUCGCACUGUUCAGUGAAACAAGCUAACCAAAUCAUCGAGCAUCGAAUACGAAAAGCCGACGAGAUGAUCUGUAAAUUCCAACAGGAAAAAGAUCUUUUUGCCAAUAAACUGGAACUUCCAUUCCAUGAAGAAGCUUUCGGAGGUCAGGAAAUUAUCGAAGAAUAUAACGAAGAACAUGAAAAGCUAUGGCAAGAGCAGCAUCGUAAAAACGUCCGAGAAGAAAAAAUGAGAGAGGCAAAGGAACGCGCCAAUGGUAAAACCGAUAAUCAAGAUAUCGUAGACCGGUUGGAAGAACUGGAACUACUUGAAGAAUUGGAAAAUGAAAUGAACAAUAUCGAUGUUCCAAUAGAAAACGACGAUCAGUUGCGUCAAUUAAUGAGCGGACAAAUCAAAACAAAUCAUAAAAAAAGAAAUGCACAUAUUCCGAGGAAUUCUCACAACACGAGUGAAGUUGUAGAAUCAAAAUCUGAAGAACUAAAGUUGAAGAAAAAUGAAAAUGAGGAAGAAUGUGAUGAAGAACAAUAUGAGGUCGAAAUCACAGAUGACGAUGAUAAUGAAGAUAGUGGUUCUAAUUCUUCCCAAGAAGAUGUGUCGGCAGAGUUUCUCAAACUUUUGCAAGAUACUAAAACCUUCAACAAAGCUGAGAAAACCCGUGCAUUCGAAGAAAAACUACGAGACAUCCGAAAGCGGCUCGACCAACCCAAUAUUACGAUUAAUGAGAAGGUCGAUUUGUGUGAUUUAAAAUACGACAUAGAAGAGGCGUUGGAUUUCCUAAGUCCAAAUUGGGAGGAUGAAUCAGCACAAUAUGAAGCCCCCGCGAAAGUAAAGAAAAGCAAAUCCAUAACAUUUGCAGAAAGUGAUUCAGUUAAAAUCAUAGAUAGCAAUGAAGCGGUUUAUAGGAGGGCAGAAGAUCCUUCUUCAAAAACAUUAAAAUUAAAAAUUGAACACUCUUCUGGAGCAGAACCAAUUCCAAUAAGCAAGGGUGAUGAAAUAAGCAGUCCUGUAGAUAUUUAUCGUUUGUUCGCCGUAGAAUCGAACGAUUCUGGCACUGACAAAAAAUCUAUUUUGAAAAAUCGCGAAAAAGUUCUUGCUGAAACACAUUUUGAUACCCUUCCAAUGCUGAACAGUUCGAGGCGUAAACGAGAAAGUUUGCCAGUGAACAUCAUUGGUGAUGUUGUAGAACGUGACACGAAUGUUUCUAACGAGGAAAAGUUCAACAGUGCGAAAAAAGUAAGCCGCUUUAAGCAGCAGAGGAGUUAACCAGGUAAGUAAGAGCUUUAUUUAAAUUGAAAAGUUAUAAACACACUUUCAAUAAUCGUUAA
Molecule: messenger RNA, 2155 nt
Organism: Uranotaenia lowii
Lineage: Eukaryota; Metazoa; Arthropoda; Insecta; Diptera; Culicidae
Gene: uri
Product: unconventional prefoldin RPB5 interactor-like protein
Exons: 3
Coding region: 597-2093 (498 amino acids)
Biological process (GO): negative regulation of phosphatase activity; negative regulation of transcription by RNA polymerase II
Molecular function (GO): phosphatase inhibitor activity; transcription corepressor activity; chromatin binding
Source: RefSeq, a predicted model, not a curated record